Molecule: messenger RNA, 1515 nt
Organism: Toxoplasma gondii ME49
Lineage: Eukaryota; Apicomplexa; Conoidasida; Eucoccidiorida; Sarcocystidae
Exons: 2
Coding region: 1-1515 (504 amino acids)
Source: RefSeq, a predicted model, not a curated record
AUGACGGAUGUUUUCGAUCGGCCCCCUGACGACUACAGCAAAUCCAGAGGUAUUCAAAUUACCAUGAUACCCACGGAAAGAGAGGGUCGGCAGCCGGAAGAGGCUGACGGUAGACUGCCUGAGCAGCAUGCGCGCUCUUCUUCGAAGGUGCACGAUGGAGGACACUGUACGGAGGCCGGUGACAUGGUAGACUGGUCGAGAGAACAAGCGAUAGCAAAUCAGAGGAAUGAUAAGCAUGAAAAUUUUCUGAGUUCCGGCGGGCGGGAAGACGCCCUUCCGUUCGCGUGCGAGGAAGACAUGCCUGAAGGAGGCCUUCAAGCCCACGACGAAGCGGAUAAUCGAGCAACCGAAGCAAAACUGGGAUCUUCUCUGUCGUCUUUCUCUUCUUUAGAGGAGGCGUUUUUGACCAGCUUGGAUGUCAUAUCAUCCCUCAGAGACGCAGUUACACUGCUAUUGAGAGCUCAAGGUGUACCAACUGAAGGGGAAGGACGGCACCAACAGCUGAAUGACUACGAACAGAACGUAUCAAGGAAACAGGCAAUGGAUGUCAUGGUCAGCACAGGCGCAUUCAGUUGCCACCCACAAGCAUAUGAAUCGCUUCUGAAAACUGGCGAGAGAACGAAGGGUGGCAAGCGGUUGCCCGGAGGAGAGAGCCCAGGCAUUGCAAAUUGCGUGGGCAUUAUAGCAGACGAACAUAUGUCCCGUGAGGAACACGCUGGAGCCGUAAAGGCAGACAGAAGAGAACAUCCAUGUCUGACCGAGACAGUACAGGACAAAAUAAGCUCUUCAAGACACCCCGCAGGUGAACAAGAACGUAGAAGAGGAACACUCGAGUGCUGCACCCACUCUUUGAACAGCGACUAUGAGUUGUCAAUUUGCAAAGCACUUCUUAUGCUGCAGCAUAUCGGUGGUCCGGAAGAAAGCAAGCCUAUGGGAGUGGAUCCGCCGCUUGGCGGAUUUCCACUUUUGUCACAAGAACGUGGCUCGUUUCCUCUCGGCGUUGUCGACGAUGGCGGGCCCGCGCACCUCAGACAGGGAAGACAGCGCAGUCCCGAGUUGGAACCGAUAGCAACACAACCACUGUCACAACACCUGAGAACAACCACAGAUGGAGCAGGUGACAGGCAUGCCGGUGCCGAAGCAUGUUGCUCCAGCUUUGACCAGUUGCAAGCCAUGAGAAUCCGAGGGAAGGCAGGAGACGGGGCGCCGGCAUCCGACUUGGGUCUAUCAUUUGCCUCAUUCACCUUGGAUAAAAUGAAGAAUUCUGUAGAUCAAUCGGAGACAAAAAAGCAUGUUAGAACGGUGGACUUGAUGCAAAUGUUAUUGAAGGUUAGAUUACUUCGACAGGCCCAUCUGCUACUCCGAGCGGACGUGCUGGUGAUGCGGAAACAGCAGGGGCUACAGCAGGAGAGACUUAACAGAGCCCUCCAAGCGGCUGUCAAAAGGCAUGAGUCAGAGAGAGAUUCUCUCCUAUGCAGACUCCAGAAGCUGGCCUCAUUGUUGCAAAAGAAGUGA